Messenger RNA from Centruroides sculpturatus (bark scorpion), 2356 nucleotides. Its product is annotated as histone-lysine N-methyltransferase SETMAR-like. The transcript has a single exon. The record is from RefSeq and is a predicted model, not a curated record. The coding region runs from base 188 to 1237 and encodes 349 amino acids. NCBI's taxonomy places the organism in Eukaryota, Metazoa, Arthropoda, Arachnida, Scorpiones, Buthidae. Gene Ontology annotation, molecular function: nucleic acid binding.
CAAAAGUACGUGGGUCGUUCAAUAAGUCCUUAGAAAAUCCAAUAGAUGGCGCUCGUAGCCUCAAAAAUGGCGCGUUUUUUGUAAGCAUGAUGUCUCACUAGAUAGUUGUGAAAAUCUCAGUCAUAUCCAUCAUAUGGUUUAAUUUUUAUUGUCAAUUGAAGCAAGAAACUUUUGUUUAUUUAGAAAAAUGGAAAAAAGUGAGUUUCGAGCGGUGAUUAAACACUUAUAUUUAAAAGGCUUAACACCAAAAGAGAUCAAAGCUGAGUUGGAUGAAGUUCAUGGCACAUCUGCUCCUGUGUUUGCAACUGUUUACAAUUGGGUAAAUGAGUUCAAACGUGGUCGUACAUCCACAAAAGAUGAACAUCGUUCGGGACGUCCAGUGGAAGUGACUACUCCCGAAAUGAUUGACAAAAUCCACGAUAUGGUUUUGAGUGAUCGACGAAUCAAAGUGCGUGAAAUAGUUGAGGCCACAGGCAUAUCACAAGGUACAGUGUUUUCAAUUUUGCACGAAAAAUUGGGUGUGAAAAAAAUCUCGGCAAGAUGGGUGCCGCGUUUGCUCUCAGUGGAGAAUAAACGUAAUCGUGUGGUCGACUCUGAGGCAAUUUUGGCACUUUUUCGUCGCAAUCCUGACGAGUUUCUGCGUCGAUACAUAACUGUGGACGAAACAUGGAUACACUAUUAUACUCCAGAGACCAAAGAACAGUCAAAACAGUGGGUUUUUGAAGGCGAAAGGGCUCCAAAGAAGGCGAAGACAGUGAAAUCGGCCGGGAAGGUGAUGGCCACGGUUUUUUGGGAUACACGCGGAAUCAUCUACACCGAUUACUUGGAAAAAGGAAAAACAAUAACUGGAGAGUAUUAUGCAUCAUUAUUGCACCGGUUGAGCGAAGAAAUCAAGGAAAAACGUCCUCAUUUGAAAAAGAAAAAGAUCCUCUUCCAUCAAGACAAUGCACGGGUGCACACCUGUGCAGUUUCAAUGGCCAAAAUCACGGAAUUAAAGUUUGAAUUAUUACCACAUCCACCGUAUUCACCGGAUUUGGCCCCCAGUGACUUUUUUUUAUUUCCAAAUUUAAAAAAAUGGCUUGGUGGACAACGAUUCACGUCAAACGAGAUGGUCAUUGCCCAAACAAAUGCCUAUUUUGAGGACCUUCCGAAAUCUUACUUUUUAGAUGGCUUAAAAAAGUUGGAGAAACGCUUGGAAAAGUGUAUAGAGCUUAAAGGAGAUUAUGUUGAAAAAUAAAAAAAAAAUCUACCUAAAAUAAUUUGUUUUUCUAUCUUUUUCUAAGGACUUAUUGAACGACCCUCGUAUAAACACAUGUGCACAAAAAAACGAUUUGUAAUGUUUCAAUAUUUUGUAGGUCCACCAUUUGAUUUAAUUAGUUCAAAUACUCUAUCAGGCAUACAUUUUACUAGUUUUUGAAGUUGUUCUUGUUUAAUAUUUUCCCAACAAUCCAUGAUAGCUAAUUUCAGUUCAUUUACAGUAUUGUAUUGACUGUUUUGGCCAUAAACAAGAUGACUCAUAAUGCCCCAAACAUUCUCUGUCAGGUUCAUAUCUGGGCUCCGUGAUAGCCAAUCAAUUACAUUAAUUUUUUUCUCAGCAAACCAAUUUAUAGUUGACUUUGAUGCAUGAAUGGCAGCGUUAUCCUGUUGGAAUUACCAGUUUUCUCACCCAGUAAGUGAUUCAAAAGUUAUUAAAUUUGAUAUGAUAGUUCUUGAUUCUUUUCUGAAUUCAUUCUACCUUCUAUAAAUACAUCCAAAUCCUGUCUACACCAUCACAGAUCCUCCACCUUGCUGUCUGCUCAUUCUGACUUCUUCGUUCUUCCUCAAAUCAUGCCAAUAGUGACUGUAAUCGUUAGGUACAUCCAAAUUCCACUUUUUUUCAUCUGAAAAGACCAUUUGUUUCCACUCCUCUUUCCAUGUCUUUGGCCCACUUUAAUCUAGCUGUUUUGUGCAAUUAUGUUAAUAUUGGUUUGGCAGCCAUUUUUGUAAAUUUGGCAUUUUUAUGAUUAUGUAUACAUUCCCAUACAGUUGCUGGUGAAACUGCAAUUGGCAAUGUUAAUGCUGCUUCUCUGACAGACAACUUGUUGAUUGCCAAUAGCCGAAAAACCUUUCUUUUGUUUCUAGGUGUGAGGAGUUUAGGCCUUCCACAUCACUUAUUUCUGCCAUAAUUUUCACUCUGAUUUAACACAUUUCUCACAGCACAUGUAGAUCAAUUUAUAGCUGCUGAAAUUUAUCUUAGGGAUUGUCCUGAUACUUUUAGUUGGUAAAUUUCAUGUAUUUCCAAUUAUGUUAGUGUUUUUCCAUGAGGCAUUGUUUAAAAUUACAAAAAACCUCUUAAAAUUGACACCAUUUUUUUAAU